This is a messenger RNA of Talaromyces rugulosus, 1677 nucleotides long. RefSeq lists its product as uncharacterized. The transcript has a single exon. The record is from RefSeq and is a predicted model, not a curated record. Gene Ontology annotation, molecular function: protein binding. NCBI's taxonomy places the organism in Eukaryota, Fungi, Ascomycota, Eurotiomycetes, Eurotiales, Trichocomaceae. The coding region runs from base 1 to 1677 and encodes 558 amino acids.
AUGUCUACACAAACUGGUGAAAUACCACUAAUAUCGGAAUAUCAACGCUACCGUGAUUUCCACGAGGAGUCAUACAGUGUAGGGGUUGUGGAUGAUGACGGCGCGGUGCUCUAUGAAGAACCUUAUGGCAGCCUUCUAAAUACUAUUGUGCAACAUAACGACGUGACUAAGUUAGCACAAUAUCUCGAAAAUGACGCCAAUGCUACCCAUGGCCAUGUCGAGGUAUACUACUGGGAUCCAUUAUACGUUGCUGCGAAUUCUGGGAGUACUGAGGCUCUAAACAUGCUUCUUAAGCAUCAUGAGAAUCAUUUAACCGAUACUAACAUGAUUCCACUUCAUCUACGACAAUUCCGGCUGCUUCAUGUGGCGUGUUUAAGCGCUCGGGUUGAGACGGCUCUAUUUCUUUUGGAUACCCAACCUGCCCUGGCGACCCUCCACGCCAAGGCCGAUUUUUGGAACUGGGAUAUGGGUUGUGGUACCCCAUUGCUUUCAGCUGCAUAUUCCUUCACUAGUUUGCCUUCUGGCUCCGAUGAAGAUGACUCUACAAUUUGUGCCCAACAUGCCCGCUCUGAAGACCUUAUGAAUCAAUUGCUGGAUAGAGGAGCUUCCGCUCGAGAUUCUUUGAUGUCUUCGCUUAGGAAAGAACAAAUCUCAGACACAGUCCUCAGUCUAGCUAUUUCUAGGGCCAGUUAUGGGUUAUUAAAACGACUCAUUAUCGAGGGAGCUGAUGUGCACACCAAAACCGCGCACGAGGCACAUUUCUUUUUAAACCAGCCCGAUGAGAAUAUAGCAAAGAGUAUUACUCCACUUCAUCUUGCGAGUUUUUAUGCAAACAGUAAUGGUAUCCGGGCCUUGUUUGAUUAUCUUGGGGAUAAAUUCACUGUUGCACAAAUGGUCUUGUCCAGCGAUAGCGCUGGUCGCCUGCCACUUCAUUGGGCUGCGCGAGGAGCUGAUAACACGGCACAUCACUAUAUGCUUCCUCGCAACGAAAUUGUUCCACAUGUAACCAAAACCAUCAAGUUAUUAUUGUCCAUCGAUCAAGAGACUGUCCAUGCUCGAGACCAUCAAGGAUUUAAUGCCUUGUGGUAUACAGUCCGUGGUUUCAGAGAAUCCAUUAACAAUCAUUUUGCCGUUCUAAAGACCUUAUUUGAUUAUAGACCAGAUGGAAGUAUACGCGAUCAAGAGGGUAGCAAUAUGUUGCAUUUAUUAGCGUUCACACAGAACGGUGAAGCCACAGACCCAGCGAUAAUAGAAGCACUGGUAGCCUAUGGUGCUAACGUCAACGAUGUUGAUGCACGUGGAAAUACUCCGCUCAACCAAAUGGCGAUGAACCUGCGUCAAGUCGCAGCCGUACGUGCUCUGCUCGACGGUGGUGCCAGCGUGGCGGUCAAAAAUUUAAGAGGUGAUACACCGCUGCACCAGUCAGCACAGGGCAGGGUGUUCCCCUACAGACAGGAGCCACCCAAUAUUGAAUGGCAUGGUGUUUCGCUGGAUGAUAAAAUCAAGGCACAAGACGAAAUGAUGAAAGUGCUGGAAGAAGCCAGUGAUGGACUUAACUUGAUGAAAGAAAGAAAUGUAGACGGCAAGACAGCUCAGCAGCUAAAGGAGGAAACACGAAGCAAGUGGCGUCUAGAAGAGUCGGAACGAUUAAGUCGCAUGUCAUCGUAUCAGUUAUGA